Chionomys nivalis (European snow vole) is the source of this 5299-nucleotide messenger RNA. It is a transcript of the gene Nlrx1, whose product is annotated as NLR family member X1. Gene Ontology annotation, cellular component: mitochondrion. Bases 610 to 3537 code for a protein of 975 amino acids. The transcript is spliced from 10 exons. The record is from RefSeq and is a predicted model, not a curated record. Gene Ontology annotation, biological process: negative regulation of canonical NF-kappaB signal transduction. NCBI's taxonomy places the organism in Eukaryota, Metazoa, Chordata, Mammalia, Rodentia, Cricetidae. Gene Ontology annotation, molecular function: protein binding.
GGCUACUGGGUCGCGGGAGCGGGCAAGUGGCAUUGGGAGUGCUGCCGGAGCUUGGGCACUGACUGUGGGCCUGCUGGCAGCUUCACUUUACUCCCUGAAGCCAAGUAGAAGUGGGAGAGCUGCUGGUGGGGGAGCUCUGCAACUUCUUGUUGCACCCCUACUUUUGAUUAGUGUCAUGACAACUGUUUGGUUAGAUAGUUAUCCUAAACCCUGCGUGUCUUAUCUUGACUCUGGACCUGGAGCUGAUGCCAAUCUUGAGAUAUGCCAGGUUUUCAGGUCCUUUCUCUAGGCCCCGUGACUCCUGCGCCCAACCUUAUUAACAGCCUAGCCAGCUCCUGCUCUGGCUAGCCUUACUAAAGCAGGUUACUCAAUUCAGCCUUACCAAGUCUGCCCCUUCUUUCAGCCCAGUGUCAGUGAGGAAGGCCACAACGGGAUAGGAGCACAGGCAUACCAAAUGGCGAGGGGGCCAGAAGAUACUUGGGAGAGAGUACCUUGAGCAGAAUCUUCGAAGUGUCUGGGAUUCUGCUAAAGCAAAGUGUAUGAACUGAGUUAAGGAGGGGAACCAGAAAGAAGGCGGUUCUAAUUGUUCCAGGCUCUGACUUUCCUAGGAUGAGGUGGGGCUGCCAUUUGCCCAGGACCUCUUGGGGCUCAGGUCUGAGAAGAACAUCCCAGCUAUCAGAUGAGCAUAUCUCCUUCCUGACCCACUGGAGUUGGCCCUUUAGAGGGGUGCAUCCCCGUGGGCCCGCUAGGGCCUUUAUCCGUCACCAUGGAAACUCAGCAGACAGUGUUCCCCCACCAGGGAGGCAUGGACAGCUGUUCAAAAGCAUCUCUGCUACUGAAGCCAUCCAAAGGCAUCGCCGGAACCUCAUGGAGUGGUUUAGCCGGUUGCCCAGAGAGGAGCGUCAGUUUGGACCGACCUUUGCUCUAGACACGGUCCAUGUUGACCCUGUGAUCCGCGAGAGCACCCCAGAUGAGCUGCUUCGCCCAUCCGCAGAGCUGGCCACAGGGCAUCAACGAACCCAGGCUGGGCAGCCCCCACUGGCCCUGUCUCAGCUCUUUGACCCAGACGCCUGUGGGCGCCGCGUGCAGACAGUGGUGCUGUAUGGGACCGUAGGUACCGGCAAGAGCACAUUGGUACGCAAGAUGGUCCUGGACUGGUGUUAUGGAAGGCUGCCUGCCUUUGAGCUGCUCAUUCCCUUUUCCUGUGAGGACUUGUCAUCCCUGGGCUCCACCCCAGCUUCCUUGUGCCAACUUGUGACCCAGCGUUACACACCCCUGAAGGAGUUACUGCCCCUGAUGACCGCUGCCGGAUCCCGCCUGCUCUUUGUGCUCCAUGGCCUGGAGCGUCUCAACCUUGACUUCCGGCUGGCAGGCACAGGGCUUUGUAAUGACCCAGAGCAACCCGGGGCACCAGCUGCUAUCAUGGUCAACUUGCUCCGCAAAUACAUGCUUCCUGAGGCCAGCAUCCUGGUAACCACCCGGCCCUCGGCCAUUGGCCGUAUCCCUAGCAAGUAUGUGGGCCGCUAUGGUGAGAUCUGUGGCUUCUCCGAUACCAACCUGCAGAAGCUCUACUUCCAGCUUCGCCUUAACCAGCCCGAUUGUGGAUAUGGUGCAGGGGGUGCAGGUGUCUCAGCCACACCGGCUCAGCAGGACAACCUGAUUCAGAUGCUGUCCCGAAACCUGGAGGGGCACCACCAGAUUGCCGCUGCCUGCUUCCUGCCCUCCUAUUGCUGGCUUGUGUGUGCAACCUUGCACUUCCUGCAUGCUCCUACACCUGCUGGCCAGACCCUCACAAGCAUUUAUACCAGCUUCCUGCGUCUGAACUUCAGUGGGGAAACACUGGACAGCACCCACCCCUCCAAUUUAUCCCUGAUGGCCUAUGCAGCCCGAACUAUGGGAAAGUUGGCCUAUGAGGGGGUGUCAUCCCGAAAGACCUACUUCUCUGAAGAGGAUGUCCGUGGUUGCCUAGAAGCUGGCAUCAAGACAGAGGAAGAAUUCCAGCUGCUGCAGAUCUUCCGACGAGAUGCCCUGAGGUUUUUUCUAGCCCCGUGUGUGGAACCAGGACACCUGGGUGCCUUUGUAUUCACUGUGCCCGCCAUGCAGGAAUACCUGGCUGCCCUCUACAUUGUACUGGGCUUACGCAAGACGGCCCUGCAGCGAGUGGGCAAAGAAGUGGUUGAGUUUGCAGGCCGUGUUGGGGAAGAUGUCAGCCUGGUACUGGGCAUCGUGGCCAAGCUGCUGCCCCUGCGGAUUCUGCCUCUGCUAUUCAACUUGCUCAAGGUGUUUCCACGAGUGUUUGGGCGCAUGGUGAGUAAGAGUCGGGAGGCGGUGGCGCAGGCCAUGGUGCUAGAGAUGUUCCGGGAGGAGGAUUACUACAACGACGAUGUGCUGGACCAGAUGGGUGCCAGCAUCCUGGGUGUGGAGGGCCCCCGGCGUCACCCAGAUGAGCCCCCUGAGGAUGAAGUCUUUGAGCUCUUUCCCAUGUUCAUGGGGGGACUUCUCUCGGCCCACAAUCGGGCAGUGCUGGCUCAGCUUGGCUGCCCCAUCAAGAACCUGGAUGCCCUGGAGAAUGCCCAGGCCAUCAAGAAGAAACUGGGGAAGAUGGGUCGGCAGGUGCUGCCCCCCUCGGAGCUUCUGGACCAUCUCUUCUUUCACUAUGAGUUCCAGAACCAGCGCUUCUCAGCUGAGGUGCUCGGCUCCCUGCGCCAGCUCAAUUUAGCAGGCGUGCGCAUGACGCCGCUCAAGUGCACAGUGGUGGCCGCAGUACUAGGAAGUGGAAAGCAUCCGCUGGAUGAGGUGAACUUGGCUUCCUGCCAGCUGGAUUCUGCCGGCCUACAGACUCUCAUGCCUGUCUUCCUGCGGGCCAGGAAACUGGGGUUGCAGCUCAAUGGCCUGGGCCCCGAGGCCUGCAGGGACCUCCGAGACCUGCUGCUUCACAGCCAAUGCCAGAUCAGCACUCUGCGGCUGUCCAACAACCCACUGACAGCAGCAGGGGUUGCCUUACUGAUGGAGGGGCUAGCGGGAAACACCUCGCUGACACACCUGUCCCUUCUACACACGGACCUCGGAGAUGAGGGGCUGGAGCUGCUGGCUGCCCAACUGGACCGCAACAGGCAACUGCAGGAACUGAACGUGGCCUACAAUGGUGCUGGGGACGCAGCAGCUCUGGCCUUGGCGAAGGCCGCUAGGGAGCACCCAUCUCUGGAGCUGCUGCACCUCUACUUCAAUGAGCUGAGUUCAGAGGGUCGCCAGGUCCUGCGGGACUUGGGGGGCUCAGACGAAGGUGGUGCCCGGGUUGUGGCCUCGCUGACAGAAGGAGCGGCGGUGUCUGAGUACUGGUCAGUGAUCCUUAGUGAAGUUCAGCGCAACCUCAACAGCUGGGACCCAGCCCGAGUCCAGAGCCAUCUCAAGCUAUUGCUUCGGGAUUUGGAAUACAGUCGGGGUGCCACCCUUAAUCCUUGGCGCAAGGCUCAGCUGCUUCGAGUGGAAGGCGAGGUCAAGACUCUUCUGGAGCAGCUGGGAGACUCUGGAUGCUGAAACAGUGACAGCUGUGACCUAGCUUUGGAACCACUGGACCCCAAACCCUUCCCUCUGUGGCUUCCUGGCAUGCACAACUCCUUCCAGAAAGAUCUGCAGUUAAAGCAAUAGAUACAACUGUGCUGCCCCAACCCACAGAUCCAGCCAGGACCCCAAGCUAGACUUCCCAUGGUCAAAGAUCAAAUGUGGCGAACUGAUGCUUGGUCUUGGAUAUCGAGCAUGUCACUUUUUUUUUUUGAGACAGAGUUUCUCUGUGUAAAGUCCUGGCUAUCCAGAACUGCUUGGUAGACCAGGCUGGCCUCAAAGUCACUUAGAUCCUCCUGCCUCUGCUUCCCAAGCACUGGGAUUAAAGGUGUGUGCCACCACCACCCAGCGUCACUUCUUUUUUCUAGAAGGACUAAGAAGAAUAUGACACAUGAAUGGCCAAAUUGCCCUGCGUCCCCACCAUCGAUCUUGUCUCUCCUUCCUCUGAUUGUGUUACCAAGGGGCACACCUCUCAUGUCUGCUAUGCUGGGGGAUCUGUCACCCAGCAGCUGUACUAGAUGACUUCCCAUUCCUGCCUUAUGCUCACUUCUGGACACAAAAUGCCCUCACACUGGUGCUUUUUCCAGCCUCGUGUCCCCUGAACAACCUAGGUAUCGACGACUCCAAGUCCACUAGGGAUAAGUGUGCUCACCUUGCUGCUAUUAAAAAACUGUGUGUCUUCCACUCCCUGUGAUCCCCUGUUCCUUGCCAAGAAAAGGUUAGUCUGGUUUACCUUCUAUUAAGUUCCUGGCCUCUAGACUCAGAGGCAGUAGUAUUGAUGGAGUUUUAGUACUGAUGCCUGGGCUCUGGCAGCCCUAACAAGCUGAGCUCUGCCACUAAUCUUUGAUAAACUAUUUAAAAAGAGAAUAGUGAAAAAAUAGAGAAAGGCAGGAGAGAAGGUUCAGCAGGUUGAGAACUCCUGCUGCUCCUCCAGAGGGCAGGAGUUGCAUUCCCAGCCCCCACAUGGUGGGGGAGCUCACAACCUCUUGUAGCUCCAGCUGCAGAGAAUCCAACACCCUCUCCUGGCCUCUGGGUGACCCUCUCACUUUCUCUCUCCCUCUCACACCACACACACACACACACACACACACACACACACACACACACAAAUAUUUUUUUUUUUUGAGACAGGGUUUCUUUGUGUAUCCCUGGCUGUCUUGGAAUUCAACUCCAUAGACCAGACUGUUCUCAAUUAGAGAUUUAUCUGUCUCUGUCUCCCGAGUGCUGGGAUUAAAGGCAUGAGCCACUACCUCCUGGCUAUAAAUACAUAUAUUUAAUUUAGAAAAGUGGCCAGGUAGUGGUGGUGCACACCUUUAAUUCCAGCACCCCAGGAGGCAGAGGCAGGUGGAUAUCUGUGAGUUCAAGGCCAGUCAGGUCCUCAGAGCUAGUUCCAGCACAGCCACGGCUAUUACACAGAGAAACCCUGUCUCAAAAGAACGAAACAAACAAACAAUCUUAGAAAAGUGGAGAAAGGAAAUUUCUCUCAGGUGGCCACGUCAGGAAGAGGAACAAAUAAAGAGGUCCAAGGGACACCUCCUCCACCCCUCAACUCACCUUUCAGGAUCCUGACCUGGAAUUUAGGUUCAAAUACAGUGAGAGCAAGAGGUUUGUGUACAAAACAGUUGUGUCAGGCUGUGAUCUUCAACCACAAUAAACAACUCUAGUCCAGUUUGUCCUGAGCGGUGGUUUGACAAAUUGUCAGAACUGUGUGAUACCUCUUCUUGGGAGAUAAGUUUUG